This is a messenger RNA of Drosophila willistoni, 2688 nucleotides long. Its product is annotated as LIM and SH3 domain protein Lasp. The record is from RefSeq and is a predicted model, not a curated record. Gene Ontology annotation, cellular component: focal adhesion. The coding region runs from base 610 to 2688 and encodes 692 amino acids. The transcript is spliced from 7 exons. NCBI's taxonomy places the organism in Eukaryota, Metazoa, Arthropoda, Insecta, Diptera, Drosophilidae. Gene Ontology annotation, molecular function: actin filament binding.
AACAAAAAGCGAAACAAAGCAAACCGGUUAUUUGCUGCCAGUUUUGUCAGUUGAAAAUGUUAAUCCAAAUGUCCAAAUAGUGUAAAAUAAGUAUUCGGGUUGAACACAGAACAAAAACUCCUCUUUCGGCAAUAGGCAUCAAAAACCAACAAAAUUCCGUUUCGCAAUGCAAAAUUCGUGUUAAUUAACAACAACAAGAACAACCCACAAUCCUAAUCCUCAAAACAAAAAAAGGAAAUAUCCAAAGCGCAAUUUCUUAGCAAAAUUUCUUUUCCCCCAUUUUCAAAAAUAGUUACAACAAUAUUUUUUCUUCUGGUGUACACACUAACACACACACAUAUAUACACACUGGUAUAGAAGAGGACGAGGAAUACGCUAAAGAAGAAGAAGAAGAGGAAGAGCAUCAUCCAAAAAAGAAGCGCAAAUAAAGAAGAAGAGACAGUAAAAGGAGAUCAGUGGAGUUGUGUACCCCCACCACCACCACCACCGCUACCACCCUGUUUCUGUGUGCCCCCCCCCCAAACGCCAAAAGUAGCAAAAAGAAUACCAACAACAUUUACAACAAAUCAUAAACUUCAAUUGAGAAGAGAAGGAAAGAGCAACAACAAAAUGAAUAAAACUUGUGCCCGCUGCCAAAAGGUGGUAUAUCCCAUCGAGGAGCUCAAAUGUUUGGAUAAGACAUGGCACAAAACGUGUUUCAAAUGUACAGAAUGCGGCAUGGCGCUCAAUAUGAAAACUUACAAGGGCUACAACAAAAUGCCCUAUUGCGAGGCACAUAUACCCAAGGCGAAGGCAACGGCUAUUGCAGAUACGCCUGAAUUGAAACGCAUUGCUGAGAAUACAAAAAUCCAAUCGAAUGUGAAGUAUCAUGCAGACUUUGAGAAGGCCAAAGGCAAAUUUACACAGGUGGCAGAUGACCCGGAAACGUUGCGCAUCAAACAGAACACGAAGCACAUAUCGAAUGUGGCAUAUCAUGGUGAUCUCGAGAAGAAGGCAGCCAUGGAGAAGCAGCGCGGUUCUGCAGAGGUUUCCGAUAGCAGCACCCACUCGCCCAUACCACCAGCAACAGCAGCAACACUGCAUCACCAGCAGCAGCAUCAGCAGCAGCAUCAGCAGCAGCAUCAGCAGCAGCAUCAGCAGCAGCAACAGCAGCAGCAUUUGUACCAACAGCAGCAGCACCACCAACAACAACAACAACAACAGCAACACUAUCUGCAACAACAGCAACAGACCUUGCCACCGCCACCCAUACAACAUCAGCAAUACAAUACAGCGGCCAUAACGCCCACAUACCACCACCAACAACAUCCACAACAACAACAACAAGAACCACAACAACAGCAACACAUUCACAGGCAGCAAUCACAACAGCAGCAGCAAUUGAUCUAUGAUCCUUAUGCACACUAUCAGCAACCGCAGGCUUUACGCCAGCAACAGUUGCAACAGCAGCAGCAACAACAAGCCAUUAAACAAGCCUCACAUCUGUAUCCCACAGCAUCAUCGCAAUCACAGCAGCACCAGCAGCAGCAACAGUUGCCGCCAUCACAGCAGCAGCAGCAACAGCAACAGCAGCAGCAGCAGUUGCCAUCAUCACAGCAACAGCAACAGCCAUCAAUAAACAACUACAAUGAUUUGCGUUCAGCCAUACUUCAUAAUUCUCAUCAUCCCAGUGGCAAUGCUGUUGAUCACUAUGAACAGAUGCAACAACAUAAUAGCAAUUCAUCGCUUACAGCAGCCGCACAACAACAGCAGCAACAACAGCAGCAGCAACAACAGCAGCAGCAACAACAGCAACAGCAACAUCAUCAACAACAACAACAACACCAACAGCAGCAAUCGCAACACAGCCUCUUAAAUAAUAAUGCUAGCAAUGGUGGCCUACAAAGCACCAAUAACAAUGGUUCCACUAGCCAUCAGAUGCUAAUGCGCGGCUCGGCAAUAAAUACCGCUGGAGGUAAUAGCCAAACCGAUAUGGGUGGACCCGUAAGGAGCAAGCAAAGUGUCGCAGGUGGCGCCGCCAGUGCUGGUCAUUUGCAACAGUUAUAUGCAUCACCAAAUUAUGCUGCAGUUACGCCAUCCGAGAAUUCAUUGAAUGUUAAGCAUCAUCCCAGCAAUGGCCAUCUGCCGCAGUCUGUUGUACAGCAGCAACAGAUUUUGAACAGCAGCAAUAUUGGUAAAAUUGCCGACUAUGAUCCAUUGACCGAUGGCCCACGGGCCAUGCCAAGUGCUGGUAGAUCGACCACCACUUUGGUCUACAGUUCAACCGAACAGCGUGGAUCCGGCGGAGCUGCAAACAGUGUGUAUCCCAAGAGAAUUGGCUCCAUACAGAAUAUUGAUCCAGCCAAUGGUAUUUACGGAUCGCUGAGCAGUGCCGAGCAGGCCCAGGCUCAGAAACAGCAACAAUACUAUCAACAGGUUCAGAUGAUGCAGCAACAGGAACAAAAUUUACGCCAACAACCAUCAUAUGACUCAGUGCAGGAAAAAUCAUCGCGUCAUGGUGGAUCUUUGCGUGUAUAUCGCGCCAUCUAUGACUACGAGGCGCAGGACGUCGACGAGGUUAGUUUUCGCGAGGGCGAUGUUAUCUUCGAAGUGGAAUCCAUCGAUUCCGGCUGGAUGACCGGUCGCGUGGAGCGUACCGGAAAGACCGGCAUGCUGCCCGCCAACUAUGUGGAGCAGGCGGUUAUAUAA